CAGACAAGCCACUUUUAGCCUAGAUCGACACGGCACCGGCUUGUUUUUCCACAACGCCACCUACGCAUGUGCCGUACAACUGCAUGCGAUAGUUACAGACGAAGCAAGACAUACAUACUCACCGGUCAAUUUCCCAUAUCGCUAUCAAACCAUCGUCCACUCUCGGGGCACCAGUUCAACCAUGGCGCAGGAACAGCAACGCCAUGGCUUCUUCCAGUAUAUACAUCUAAAAAUCAUCGUCACUCUAUUCAGGGUUUUGAUGCCAUGGGCCAGCAAAGAGCGAAGAAACCGCGAUAAUGCAUUGGUCCCUCAGAAUAUUGCGCGGGAACGGGUGAAAAUCCCAUCGCGGGACGCCAAACGCCACAUUCUUGCAGAUCUCUACUACCCGCCGAAUUAUAGCUCAUCAUCGACAUCGCCGGUACCGAUUCUGGUCAAUUGGCACGGCAGUGGUUUCAUCAUGCCCUUAUUCGGCACCGACAACUUCUUCUGCUACCGCGUCGCACGUGAUGCCGGCAUCAUUGUGCUUGACGCCGACUAUCGUAAGGGGCCGGAAACGCCAUUCCCUGGAGCAAUCCAUGAUGUCGAAGAUGUCCUCCGUUGGGUCGCCACACAAAAUCACCGCUUCGACACCUCGCGCAUCGCCUUAUCAGGAUUCAGUGCGGGUGGUACUCUGUCUACUGUCGCGGCGACAGCAAUACGAAAGAAGCUUGAGGAUCUCAUCACCGUCCUGGUCGUCUUCUCCUUAUACCCGCUUCUAGACUUCGCAGCGCCUGUGGAAAGCAAAACGGUACCUAAGCCAGUUAGAGCUCAUCCUCCGUUUCUAUUGCGUUUAUUCAAUGAUGCUUACGUGCCGGAUGAGAGUACUAGAACGGAUCCUUUAGUGUCUCCGAACUUUGCGGAUGCGGCUGAUUUCCCGGAAACGACGGUGCUGGUUACGUGUGAGGGCGAUAUCUUGAGGCCUGAGGCGGAUGAACUCGCUGAGAGGUUGUUGCGUGCCAAUGUGCCUAACAAAACGGUUAUUCAUAAGAUGCUACAGGGCGUUCCGCAUGGGUUCGAUAAGGGUGUCAAGAAAGGUACCGUUGGCUGGGGUCGGCGAGAGGAGCUUUACACCAUAGUAGUCAAACUUCUUAAAGAUACUUUGGGUUUGUAGAUGAUAUUCUGGCUAGCUGCCUAGUUAGCUAUGUAUAUACACUCUGGAUGUAUUGAUACCCAAAUUUCCAUAAGAGUGGUAUGCCAUAUAAACUCGUAGUCUUACGAUGUUAGACUGGGGUUGACAUGAAUACUACAUAGUCAAGGUUCAACAUUGAGCAAUGAAUCUACC
Hypoxylon trugodes is the source of this 1321-nucleotide messenger RNA. RefSeq names its product Alpha/Beta hydrolase protein. The record is from RefSeq and is a predicted model, not a curated record. The transcript has a single exon. Gene Ontology annotation, molecular function: hydrolase activity. Bases 182 to 1150 code for a protein of 322 amino acids. NCBI's taxonomy places the organism in Eukaryota, Fungi, Ascomycota, Sordariomycetes, Xylariales, Hypoxylaceae.